Messenger RNA from Argiope bruennichi, 4259 nucleotides. RefSeq lists its product as uncharacterized. The record is from RefSeq and is a predicted model, not a curated record. The transcript is spliced from 12 exons. Lineage: Eukaryota; Metazoa; Arthropoda; Arachnida; Araneae; Araneidae. Bases 130 to 4137 code for a protein of 1335 amino acids.
GUUGAAUUGGAUUUAAUAGAAUCGAAACCUUGCUAUGAUUGUGAAAUAAAUAAUAAAUAAAAAAAUAAUAAAAAGAUAUUGUGAUAUAGAGUUUGUGAAGGGAAUCUCUAUUUGUAGCUGAUUGUGAAAAUGGAAAAUAAUUUUGAAGAAAAUUCACUUUCUUCACUCCUUACUGCUGUUAAUGAUGCAAAAUCUACUGUAGACAAUCUAAAAAUUCGUAGAAUUGUUGGAAAACCUAAAAUUGAAUUGAGAGAUCCUUAUGCUUGUUCUGCCAUUUUAGAUUUUUGUAUGGUUUCUGCAGCUUUUCAGUAUUAUAAAGAAAAUGAAAAAAAUGUAUCUUUGGACAUUUCCAAUUUAUCUAAUAGCAUGUGGGAUAAAAGUUAUGCUCUAAUAAAAGACAUUGAUUGUAUACAGUCAGUGGAUUCAAACGACGAUUUGGGGAAAACCUUAUUUGAUUUACAAAUGGAUGCAGAUUUCAUUUCAGAAUGGCCCAAAUUCAAUACAGAUUUUUUAAAUAUGUGUAAUUUUUUUGAUGAUCAAAGUGAAUCAAAUGACAUUCUCAGUAACCCUUCAACUAUUUGUAAAAACCAAAUGGAUGAAAAGGAAUUCUCUAAUCCAAUGGUUGUUAAUUUUGAAACAAGUAGUUCUGAGUUGAAAGAUUAUUCAAAAAAUUUAGAUAAUGAUACUUCUGUAAAUACUUUAGUGGAGACAGGUGAUAAAAGUUUUGAAACCAAAUUUGUUAUUUCUAAGUCAAGUUUUUCUCCAAGCCAACAUUCUACAAAUACUAAUGAAGAUAAUUCUGUUUUAAAGUGUUCCCAUGGUGAAGGUUACUUUCCUGAAGAAUUAGAUUAUGAACCAUCUGAUACUGGUGAAACUGAAACAAAGGAGAGUGAUAAUGAAUUUUAUAUUGAUAAUACAUUAAAGGAAGAAGAAACUAAAAGUUUUUCAAAUUAUUGCCCUACACAUGCAUCUUCGGAAAAUUCUACAUUUCAGAAAAAGGACAAAGAUGUUGACUCACCUAAAAAGCAAACAGAAAUUUGUCCUCAUACAGAUUUUGUCAGUUUUUUUCAAAAUAAUUUUGAUCCAUUGUCUAGCAAAAGUAAAUUUCAAAAUAAUUAUGAAAGAGGCUUUGAAUAUGAUGAUGAGGAUGAUUCAGAAAGUGAUAGUGAACAUUCUUUCAAAAGGAAUUCAAGCAGAAAUAUUAAAGUAAAUAACCAAAAAAGUCUGCAACAACCUAUAAUUAACUCGACUGUUUUUAAAGACAAUCAUCUUAACAACAUAAAUGAAGUGAUGCUUUAUAUUUCUGAACAAUGCAUAUCUGGUAACAUAAAUGAAGCAAUAACUGUCGCAAAUAAAUAUAUUGCAAUCAGUGUAGAAUCUAUGCAAUUAGAAAUAUUCAAAGAAUUGUUCAUUAAUGUAAUAGAUUUCAUUAAAAAUUCUAUUCAUCUUAUUGAUGAUGCCUGGAUUUCUAGGAAUUUCGGAAAAAUUAUGAAUAUUUUCCAUCGAUCGAAAUUGUUCAAUUCUGAUCUGUGCUCUCUGAUUGUCAGUGAAUGCUUUAACUGUGAUUGUACAGUUAAAACUGGCAAGAAAUUCUUUUCUUUUGUUCAGAAAAUAAAAGUUCCUGUCAACAGCAAUGCAGUAUCUUCCUAUGUCGGUAUUAUGAUAUUUUCAGAAAUUUCAUCCCUUGAACUUAUUUCAUUUAUGGAAUAUGUGAAAUGUGUAUGCAAUCUUCUCUGUCCCAAAACUGUUCUCACUGAAGUUCUAGAGCGUUUUUCAAAACAAGAAGAAAAUAAUUUGCUUGUUGGAUUCUUUAGACUAUGUAAAUUUUUGUGCUCUGUAAGUUCAUUGGAAGUUGAUAUAAAUUCCCUACAGAAUUUCAUCAAAUUUUGCAUCAAAAAUGAUUGGUGGAUACAGAUAGCAAAUUUUUUCCAAGCUUGGUACAAAGAUGGUAAUUUAAUUGCUUGUUUGAAUCAAAGCUUUUUAUUUCAUUCAGAAGAUGUUGGCAUGUUCUAUGAAAAGCUUGCAAAGGAAGUUUAUAGGCAUGGGGAUGUGCCUCUGCAGCUCGUGGGAAUUUUAGGACAAAUGGGCGUGUCCAUGAUGUUGGAAGUUUUUUCCAGAAAGCAGUACCAGAGUGCCUUUGAAGUCUUGUUCAUAUUGCAUAAGCACAACAUAAACUACAUGGGUCUUCAACUCUGUUUGUAUAAUGCCCCAAGUUUUCUGAAGAGCUUCCCAAAAUUUUCAGAUAUCUUUGUAUUGCCAUUCACUGUGGCAUUUGCUGCCUUGGAUAUUUGUCUUCACUUGAAAAGAUUUCAAGAUGCCUACUGUAUUUUUAAAAGUUUCUCAUUGAACCUGCCUGAUUAUAUGGAAGACACAUUGAAAUUAGAAGUUAGACAUAAAAGAUUUGGAUAUUUAUUAAAUUUGGCACAGGAAUUGUAUUCAAAAGAUCAUUUUAAAUUGGGGUUACAAGCACUCUGUGAUAUUUGUGUAGCAGUGAAAGAAUUUUCUUUAGAAGAACUUAAGGAUUUUGCGGAAGAAAUACAAGUCAUUUACAAUAAGUAUCUUAUAUAUAUUAUAAAUGGAUGUCAGUUCCAUACUGCAUUAGAACUUUUUGAACAUUCUGAUGGUGUGAUGAAAGAGCUAUUUGUUAUUCAACCUCAAGUUUUGCGAGGUCUUUUUGUAACUUUUGCUGAAAAUGGUAGAAUAGAUGAAGCUUAUAAAUUCUUUUCAUUAGGAUGUGCAAGGAAAAUUUAUAACAUAGAACAAAUUGAACAAUCUGCUUGGUGUCUCACUAUAAUGUCUUCAUGGACAUUUUUUGAAGUAGAGUUUGUUACCUGGACUUUUAUUAAAAAUGUCUCCCUGGCUUGGAAUGGCAAAUACAAAACUGGCUUUGGCAUGCAACUUUCAUCAAAAAUAUUAUUCAAAGAAUCAGAAGAAGACUGCUUGGAAAUAAAAUGCCUAAAGAAAUCUCACAAUAUAGGCUCUACCAAAGAAAUCACUUGUAAAGUUUUGCAUUCCUUGGAUUCCAACAUUAAAUGGGUUGAAGUUGAAAACCCUGUUGGUCUAAAACUUGUUCCUAGCACAAUUAAUAACUUUUGGAUGAAUACAUCGCCAAACUUUUUCUGCUGGAAAAAUUCUAGAGAAAAUUUAUUCGAAGAUAUCAAGCCAAAUGCUGAAUUUAAAAUUCAGUUAUCUGAGGAAAAUGUUGAUUGUAAAUAUUCAACUCACUCUGACAGCAUGAAAACAUUGGACACAGUAUCCAGUCAAUUGACACCUGAAUAUUCUGUCCCAGACAGCUCCUAUCAGUUCUUUCCAGACAAAGUCAGCCACCAGUCACUGUCACAUCCAAAGAAUUCUCCUCAUAUGACACCAGAAGAAACGAUUUUAGAUAUAACCCAUCAUCAGUUAAUGGUUUUAAAAGGCACUGAGCAAGAACAGAUAAUUUCCAGCUCUAAUCAAUUAUCUCCUGAUACACAUUCGAGUAAAACUACCUGCUGGACUCCUGAUGGAAAGAUAUCUAAAAUUGCUCCCAAAAAGAAUUCAACUGAUGUUUGCUUUGAAGACAACAAUCAGUUGAUUUCUAAGAAAAGAGUUUGCAACAAAAUUAAAGUUUUUAAAAAUCUUCGUCGGCUCAAAUCAAAAAAUGGAGUUUCAAAAACUGUGCAAUUGAAAAAUAAAUUUAAAAAAAUUCAUUCAAAAAAAUGCAACAAGAAUAAUUCAAAAAAAUUGGCGAUUUUGCCUCAAAAAGCUGAAAAAUCACUUUCUAAAAGCGAAUAUCUAUGUCCAGAAUCUUCUAAACAAGCUUGUUCAUCCGAGUCAUGGAAAACUGAAAAUUUUCGAAUUACUUUGAAUAACUCUGCACAAGACGGAAAGUCUCGUAUGGUGAACCAUGUAUCUGAAGUGAAAUUGGCUGAACCGAAAGAGAAAACAAAAGUUUCAAAUGUCCCUGAAGCAGUGUUUCAAAAAAUUGUUUUGUUUUUACAAUCAAAAGUCUUGUUGAAGUGUAAAGAUCUACAACCGGAGCAGCAACAAGAAAAAGUUAACCAUUUGGCCAACUUGUUCAUCCAAAGCAAUGUUGUAGGUGUAUUGGAUAAAAAGACUAUGAAACUCCUCAGUGGAUUUGCAGAAAGUAGUAUAUAAAUAUGCAUUUAUUUCGCAAGUGAUGCACACGUUUUUUUUUACCCCCUUAUGGGCGCUAUUAUUUAUUGUUAUUUGAAGCUUUAGAUACAUCAUUUUUUCGUUGUUUCUGUUAAAACUAUGAA